Molecule: messenger RNA, 2628 nt
Organism: Lolium perenne
Lineage: Eukaryota; Viridiplantae; Streptophyta; Magnoliopsida; Poales; Poaceae
Product: probable polygalacturonase At1g80170
Biological process (GO): carbohydrate metabolic process
Molecular function (GO): polygalacturonase activity
Source: RefSeq, a predicted model, not a curated record
CUUUUACCAUGUCCUGGAAUGUAGUCUGAAGCAUAAUAGCAGUUCAUUUUAUACAACAGGGUUAAAUGAUGCUCUGCAUAUCUAGCAUAAUGACGAGGACGAUUUCAGGAAUCACCAUUCUCUAAUGAAACAGUUUGCUAAGAAAGAUUCAAACUUAGGAAAAUCACAGGUGCACAUUUCUGGUCCUGUAUGUGAGGAACUUUGUUUGAGUUGCAUUAUGUUCCAUUUCAGGACAACAACGACGGCUGCUGGGAGCGGGAGCUCGGAGGCAACCUGGAGGUGAAUGCGAACGCCCGAAGGACGACGAGGCAAGAGCAGAACGACGCCUACCUGCCGGCCGAGAUGGGGAUCAUGAGCAAGCAGCCCCACUAACUACUUCUGCAAGACGCUCACCACCAGCGACACCAACACGCACGGCGGCUUCUCCGUGCCGUGCCAUGCCGCUAAGCGCGUCUUCCCUCCUCUGGUGUGAUGAGUGUGUUACUUCUGGGCGGUGCCCCUUUCCAUUUCGCACCCUGCCUUUUGGGUCUGCUGUUGCCAAUAACAGGUGGUAUAGUGUGGUUUGUAGGAUGCUCAGGAGCUAAUUGCGAGGGACAUCCAUGACAACGAUUGGAAGUUCAGGCACAUCUUCCAAGGCAAGUUUGUUUCAGUAAAUUCUCCAGGCCUUGUUCCUAGUACUCCUACAUCAUCACCUUGUUUCAGUAAAUUCUCUUCUACGGGCUGGCAAAAAAAAAAAAAACAGAUUCCUAAAAUAUAAGUCACAGAUGUUUCUGAAAUCGAGAGCCAGGUACCAACCCAAAAGACACCUCUUAGCUACUGGCUCAGUACAUAGUGUGUUUGUUAGUGCUAAUAGACUUGUUGCUGGAGACUCAGUGCUUUUCAUAUGGUUCAUUGCCAUUAAAAGAUGAUUUGUGGUGUCAACUGUAUUUUCUUCAGUUAGUUCAGUUCGCUUUAGCUGAUAUUUUAGGCUGCAAGUUUCUUAAAAUUUUCUUGGCAGUAAUUUUCACUAACAUGCAGUUAUUGUUGAAGGAAAUGGUGAAGCAAACGGCAAUGGCAAGCUGGUCAGCGUCGUCAUCUGGACACAGGUAUGCCAGCAAUGUGUUUUUCCUCGCAGGCAAUCAAAGUACUCAAUGAUGGGAUGAAUUGUGACAUUAUCAAGAUUGGUAGCAUCGUAAGAAACAAGAGGAUCUUCUUCGUGCUGCUGCUGCUGCUGCUCGUGUUCGCGGCCGUUCAAUCUGCAGCAGGUCGGCAAGGAAAAAGAUACAGCGUCAUGGAUUUCCAUGCUGCCGGGGAUGGCAGCACAGAUGAUGCAAAGGCGUUCGCGGCGACAUGGAACGCAACUUGCCGUGACAGCAGCUCGCCGACCAUGGUCAUCCCUGGAGGAAGGACGUUCUUGUUAAGCCAGAUCAGGUUGAAUGGACCCUGCAAGUCGCCUGUCACCGUGCAGCUGGACGGGAACAUCGUGGCGCCAAACGCCAUCUGGACGACGACAGCAGCGAACCUCCUUACCUUCUACCGCGUCAACAACCUGACGGUGAACGGGAGUGGCCAGAUGGACGGCAAUGGCGCCAUCUGGUGGACUUGCUUCAACAAGAAGAAAUGUCGUGUCCGGCCAAUUCUGCUAGCAUUCGCAAGCUGCAACAACCUAUCCGUGAAGAACAUACACCUGAAGGACAGCCCAGACAAGCACAUGACCUUGUUCCGGUGCAGCCAGGUGCAGGUGAACAACGUCUCCGUCAGGGCGCCAGGCAAAAGCCCUAACACGGACGGGAUCACCAUGUCCUUAUCCGACCACGUUUAUAUCUCGAAUUGCUCUUUCAAAACCGGUGACGACUGCGUGUCGAUUCUAUCAGGGACCAGUGAUGUUAAUAUCACCAACAGCGCGUGUGGGCCUGGUCAUGGCAUCAGUGUGGGAAGCCUUGGAGGCAACAAUACGACAGCACUUGUGGAAAGGAUUACAGUAUCCAACUGCAGCUUUUCUAAAACUAUGACUGGUGUUAGGAUCAAAUCGUGGCAGGGUGGCAGUGGCAAAGCAAAUGGUUUCCUUUUUGAGAACCUCAACAUGACUGAUGUCCAAUAUCCUAUUGACAUUGACCAGUUCUAUUGUCCCCCGGGAAAUUGUCCGCCACAGGAUAGCGCUGUGGCCAUAUCUGACGCCAGGUUCAUCAACAUCCACGGGACAUCCUCCAACCCCAAAGCCAUCCGGAUUCUGUGCAGCCAGAGUGUGCAGUGUCGCGGCAUCUAUCUUGACAACAUUAACCUCUCCUGCUCCAGGCAUACCGCCCGAACACGAGCCACUAUUUCCAAUGCCUACGGAACCAUUGCGGGCACGGUGAAACCACAUGUACAGUUCCUAGGCGCUUGAUAAAGAGUACUCUCCGCUGUUUAACACACAUAACAAGUCUAGAUAGGUAGACGAAGGAGCAGCACAAUGCUACUGUAGGUAGAUGAGUGCCAUGUAAGGAGUAGAGUACCCGCUGAAAUUAGAUUGAUUCUUCUAUUGAUGCUUGGUGCUAUCUCAUACACAUUCUCAUGUCUAAAAGUUCUUACUGUAUGGUCAUAUAACGUGAUGCAAAGCAUCGAGGUGUCGGGGCAGAAAUUCAGAGUAUCUCAUUUAUUUUAACGAUU